Messenger RNA from Clonostachys byssicola, 534 nucleotides. The record is from the annotation of a GenBank genome assembly. NCBI's taxonomy places the organism in Eukaryota, Fungi, Ascomycota, Sordariomycetes, Hypocreales, Bionectriaceae.
AUGGCGUCCAAGAGCGGCACCACUGACAGUCCUACCGACCCUGUUUCUAAAGAUGGAUUCUAUCGAGCCUUCCGCGCCGCUUGCAACAAAGGGCUCAAAGACAAAAACAGGGGACCGACUGUGGCCCAAUAUCUGGGUGCUCUCAUGACACGGCCUAGGUACAGUGAGAAAAAACUGCCAAAGUCGUGGCAGGCGUUUGCUACAGCGGAGCCCGAAAUUGCCUCGAUGCUUCGCCGUAGCGCAGCUGAAUUCCGUGUCUCUGUUCACGGAAAGCUCGUCAAGUUGGGCGAUAAGAAAAAAUCUACCGCGAAGUUUCUGAUCGUCUCCAACCCCGACUAUGUAAUGGGCACGGCCACAUUUCCAGACCUGUCUGGCGAUCCCGCUAUCUCCGAGAAGGCUGAAAAAGACAAGGCAAAGAAGUCAAAAGGGAAGGAGAAGGUAGUGAGAAUAAAUGAUGAAGAUGACAACGGCAAUUAUGACUCUGACGAUUCCGAUCAACCAUUGGCUAUCAAGCGGAAAAUUUCUGCGGCCUAG